UAUAUUUCUUAGUGAAGGUUGCAGUGCCGAUAAAUAUUGGUGUGGGGGGAAAGAAUGGGAUUGUUACAACGAGGCUGAAUAUUGCAACGCGUAUAAUGAUUGUGCAAGUGGUGGCGAUGAAAAGAAUUGCAAUUCUUGCACCAAGGGAGCGUUCCUGUGUCCGAUAUCCAGGAUUUGUAUUUACGAUCGAUGGAAAUGCGAUAAUGAGUUUGAUUGUCACGGAGAUGAUUAUUCAGAUGAACUUGGUUGCGAAUACACUGCAACGCGGCGAGUGCUCACUGCUGCCAUCGUGGGUUCGUUAGUUUGUGGGUUGUUGCUUGCUGUUGUGCUUGGUUGCACGUGUAAACUAUAUACACUACGUAUGUCAUCAAGGAAUCGAAUGAACCGAGAUAACCCGUAUUUACAAACUCCGCUGGGAAGGAUAGCCAGGGAACUUCUCCAGCGCGAAGCCCCCCCUUCGUAUAACAUGGCAGUGGAAGGGGUGGAACACGAGGUUCAUGAGUCGUCACGAAGGUCGUCAUCACGAUCGGGGAGGAGACGAAGUAGAAGGAGACGACAUCGGAACAGAGAACCUUCAAUAAGGAGGGCUCAGCCAAGUGAAGCAAGGGAAGAGAGAAACAAUCGUGAAGACAGCAACCUUAUCAGUGGUUCACCCAGCGAUGAAUCCACCCACGCACGGGGUAUCGACGAACCCCAACCCCCGAUGACCAACAUACUACGUUCACUGGGUUUGGGUGAAACAUCAGACGCUGGUCCAUCAACGUGUAGACCAAGGGAUGUUGCUUCCACUUCACGAUCCCGUAAAGAUCCCGAACAAGCGGGUCCUCUCCCAAGUAAGAAGAAGAUCGCCCCUGUGAUGGUGGGGGCUCCGUGUGGGGGGGAGAUGACUGCGGAUAUCGCUGGGUGCGUUUACCCCAACCCCCCAACAUACAGGGAGGCAGUGGGGGGUGAAGAGGUUGAGGUCCUCGCUCCUCCUGUGGUGGAGGAUGAUCAUGUGGGUGUUGUGGAGGACGCGGGGAGGAGGAGGUUCUGGAGGAAUGGAAACUUUUGGCGAUCUCCGUUAAGUUACUUUCGUACGUCGCGUACGUUUCAACAACUCCAUGAUAACGAUUCCACGAGCAUGGAGAGUAUGAGGGUUGAUAUGGUAAGUUUGGGUGGAAACGAACAAUCAACGUCGGGUGCAACCCAACCCCAUGCCACCCCCAGCAACCCCCCUAACCCCGCCUCACCCACAGAGGUGUGGACGAGUCCCGUCCAAAUCAACAUUCCACAACUAAGGGUGGAAGGAUCCGAACAACUGUUAACACUAAACAUAUCGGGCUCGAUACCCGAACGCACUUAGUCAACUUUUCAUUUAUUUUAUCAUUGUUUUCGUAGCGAAGUUUCUUACACCACGUUUGUACACCAUCUGUAUGAAACUACCAACUUAGAGUGUAUGAACCAGUGACCGAGUGUUACGUUUAUUCACGCUUACUCAACUUAGAAUAUUUAAUUCUGCAACCGAUAUUAACAAACUAAAUAUUUACCACCGUUAAAAAAGUUUGGUAUGAAUUAAUCCAUCCAUCUAUUUAUAAUAUAGGCUUUAUAUUUGUUUCGAACUUCGUUUCAAAAUUAAAUUUCAGUCACUGUUUAAACUCGUAGGUAAAACUGAAAUUAGAAUAUUCAAUGUUAAAAAUCUGAAAACGUGGAUUGAACAUCCGGCCAAUGUUACUUAACAUAUUUUCUUAAGUUGGUAAAUUCAGGGGAUUUGGUGGAUUUUAUGUUUAAGCUCAUAUGCGACAUCUAGCGGACAGUAUUUUAUAAAAUAAUGAACUUUUAUUCCUCACCACCAAUAUCUGUAACUACGUUUCUUACUUCGCACAAACCAACGGUUACUUAUACAAACUUGCGUGUUGUUCGUGCAAUACACAACAAAUAAAAUGAUGUCGUCCGGUUUCAC
Messenger RNA from Ciona intestinalis (vase tunicate), 1939 nucleotides. NCBI's taxonomy places the organism in Eukaryota, Metazoa, Chordata, Ascidiacea, Phlebobranchia, Cionidae. The record is from RefSeq and is a predicted model, not a curated record.